AUGCAAGCUCCGGUGUUGGUUAUGAACACCAACAGCGGUGAGAGACAGACGGGAAGAAAAGCUCAACUGUCCAACAUUGCUGCUGCGAAGACUGUUGCCGAUAUCAUUCGAUCAUGUCUCGGCCCCAAGGCCAUGCUCAAGAUGCUCCUCGACCCUAUGGGCGGUAUAGUCUUAACCAAUGACGGACAUGCUAUCCUGCGAGAGAUCGAGGUGUCGCACCCCGCGGCUAAGAGCAUGAUUGAGCUCAGCCGGACACAAGACGAGGAAGUUGGCGAUGGCACCACAACCGUCAUCAUUCUAGCUGGUGAAAUCUUGGCCCAAGCUCUGCCCCAACUCGAACGCAACAUACAUCCCGUCGUUAUCAUUUCCGCCUUCAAACGCGCCCUCGAGGAUGCCAUCAAGAUCAUUGACGAAAUCUCACUACCGAUCGACAUUGACGACGACAAGGCCAUGAACCAGCUCAUCUCGUCUUCUAUCGGCACAAAAUUCGUCUCCCGAUGGAUGGACCAGAUGUGCGAACUUGCCCUCAAGGCCGUGCGAAUCGUCACUUGGGAGACUGGCAAUGGAAAGACCGAAGUUGACAUCAAGCGCUAUGCUCGUAUCGAAAAGGUCCCCGGCGGCGAGAUUGAGGACAGCAGAGUCCUGGACGGCCUGAUGCUGAACAAGGACAUCACACACCCCAAGAUGCGCCGACUCAUCGAGAACCCCCGCAUCGUCCUGCUUGACUGCCCUCUGGAGUACAAGAAGGGAGAGUCUCAGACCAACAUUGAAAUCACAAAGGAGGAAGACUGGAACCGAAUCCUGCAGAUUGAGGAGGAGCAGGUCAAGGCCAUGUGCGAAGCCAUCAUUGCCGUCAAGCCCGACCUUGUCAUUACCGAGAAGGGCGUAUCAGACCUCGCCCAGCAUUACUUCAUGAAGGCCAACAUUACCGCCCUCCGACGAGUUCGCAAGACCGACAACAACAGAAUAGCCCGUGCCACCGGCGCCACCAUUGUCAACAGAGUGGACGACCUCCAGGACUCGGAUGUCGGUACGCGAUGCGGCCUGUUCGAGAUUGAAAAGAUUGGCGACGAGUACUUUACUUUCCUUACCAAGUGCCGGGACCCCAAGGCCUGCACCAUCCUCCUACGCGGUCCGUCAAAGGACGUCCUUAACGAGAUUGAGCGCAAUCUGCAAGAUGCCAUGGGCGUUGCCCGCAACGUCAUGUUCCACCCUCGCCUGUCCCCUGGCGGCGGUGCCACCGAAAUGGCUGUUUCCGUUAGACUGGCACAGCUCGCCAAGGGCAUCGAGGGUGUCCAGCAGUGGCCAUACAAGGCUGUUGCUGAUGCUCUCGAGGUGAUUCCCCGCACUCUGGUCCAGAACGCCGGUAAAAGCCCAGUGCGUGUCUUGACCGACCUGCGCGCCAAGCAGGCCGAGGGAAAGAGCUCGUGGGGUGUCAACGGCGACACGGGUACCAUUGUGGACAUGAAAGAGUACGGCGUAUGGGAGCCCGAGGCUAUUAAGCUGCAGAGUCUGAAGACGGCUAUUGAGGCCGCAUGCUUGUUGCUCAGAGUAGACGAUAUUUGCAGCGCCAAGAAGGCACAAAUGGGCGGCGCUCCUGGUGUUGGUGGAGGUGACGACUAA
Metarhizium acridum CQMa 102 is the source of this 1623-nucleotide messenger RNA. Its product is annotated as T-complex protein 1 subunit gamma. The record is from RefSeq and is a predicted model, not a curated record. Gene Ontology annotation, molecular function: ATP-dependent protein folding chaperone; ATP hydrolysis activity; ATP binding. Gene Ontology annotation, biological process: protein folding. Lineage: Eukaryota; Fungi; Ascomycota; Sordariomycetes; Hypocreales; Clavicipitaceae. Gene Ontology annotation, cellular component: chaperonin-containing T-complex.